Oxyura jamaicensis (ruddy duck) is the source of this 2536-nucleotide messenger RNA. RefSeq names its product proteasome activator subunit 3 (gene PSME3). The coding region runs from base 116 to 880 and encodes 254 amino acids. Gene Ontology annotation, biological process: regulation of G1/S transition of mitotic cell cycle; positive regulation of endopeptidase activity; regulation of proteasomal protein catabolic process. Gene Ontology annotation, cellular component: nucleoplasm; proteasome activator complex; cytoplasm. NCBI's taxonomy places the organism in Eukaryota, Metazoa, Chordata, Aves, Anseriformes, Anatidae. Gene Ontology annotation, molecular function: endopeptidase activator activity. The transcript has 11 exons. The record is from RefSeq and is a predicted model, not a curated record.
CGCGCCGCGCCGAGCUCACUUCCGGCGGCGGCGGCGGCGCUGCGGUAGCCGGUGGCGGCGGCUGCAGAGCGCGCGGCCCCGCGGCGCAGCGAGACCCGGAGCAGGCCCCGCCGCCAUGGCCUCGUUGCUCAAGGUGGACCCGGAGGUGAAGCUCAAGGUCGAUUCCUUCAGGGAGCGGAUCACGAGCGAGGCUGAAGAUCUGGUGGCAAACUUUUUCCCAAAGAAGCUGUUAGAACUCGAUGGGUUCCUCAAAGAGCCCAUCCUGAAUAUUCAUGAUCUCACCCAGAUCCAUUCGGACAUGAACCUCCCAGUGCCUGACCCGAUUCUUCUCACGAACAGCCACGACGGACUGGACGGGCCAAAUAUGAAAAAGAGGAAGCUGGAAGACCGCGAAGAGACCUUUCAGGGUACCAAAGUGUUUGUGAUGCCCAACGGGAUGCUGAAGAGCAACCAGCAGCUGGUGGACAUCAUUGAGAAAGUGAAACCGGAGAUCAGGCUGCUCAUCGAGAAGUGUAACACGGUCAAAAUGUGGGUGCAGCUUCUCAUCCCCAGGAUAGAAGAUGGAAACAACUUCGGUGUUUCUAUUCAGGAGGAAACAGUUGCUGAGCUUCGAACCGUGGAGAGUGAGGCAGCAUCCUACCUGGACCAGAUUUCUAGAUAUUAUAUCACAAGAGCAAAGUUGGUUUCCAAAAUAGCUAAGUACCCUCACGUGGAGGACUACCGCCGCACCGUGACGGAGAUCGACGAGAAGGAGUACAUUAGUCUGCGCCUGAUCAUUUCAGAGCUGAGGAAUCAAUAUGUCACUUUGCAUGACAUGAUCCUUAAAAACAUUGAGAAGAUCAAGAGGCCUCGGAGCAGCAAUGCUGAGACCCUCUAUUAAGUGUCAACGUUUGAACUUGAGAACUGUUCAGUCAACUAAAGACCGUCAUUGCCUUGGUUUGUUACGUGACUAUCGAGAUGGGAAACUGGCUGGAAAUAGUAUUGCAUUCUUAGUUAAAAUCUAAAGAAAUUCUCGCCUAGUUUUGUGAUUGGUUUUAUUCAGGUCUCAGGAGCUCUCCCUCCCUCUAGUAACUGGUAACGAAACGGCCUUGCUGCUUUGGGAUGCCCUUGAGGCUACUGCAGAGUGAGAGCACCAGCCAGGCAGGACCAUUCCUUCAUGCCUUUCUUCCUACCUUAGUAGGAACUACAGUAGAGACCAAGCCCGUGUCCUGUCCCGUCUUUGGCUGGAGGCUUCCCUGGGGUCUCUGGGAGCGGGGCAGGCCAGUGUGAGCCCCAGCCCGGGUGGCGGUGCGGUGGCUGGAAGCCAGCUCUCGUCCCUGCUGGCUGCAGCUCAGCCCCUCUGCCAAUGCUCUGCACUGACUUAAUUGCAACGACAGGGGACCCGGUGGCCACAGCCACGUUCCAGCACCACCGCGAGGUCUGUAAUCAUUUCCUGGCGUUCUUCUGACUCGGUAGAGCCAGCCUCGUCUGUCUCUGCCUCGUCAGAUCUGCUCAGGUGAGUGCAGAGCUCGAGGCGGUGCCUGUCACCGGGGCUGGUUGCUCUACUGGCUGGUUGCGAGCUCAGGUGGCUUCUGCUGCUGUUGGCAACUUGACUAGAGCCACUUCUACGGCCAAAACCAACGUUACUCCACACGUGUCCUAGCAUCCCUUCAGCACGAGGUGCUUUUUGCCCAGGCUGAGAGAAGGGAGGGGCCGGAGGUCUGAUACCUAACCCACGGCAGUCUCCACGCGUGGUCAGACUGCGACCCGCUGUCUCCUGGCAGUGCUUCCCACGGAGCAGGCCAGCCCCGACGGCUGGUGCUUGGGGUGAGGACGGCCGAUUCCCACCCGGUACCGCUGCAAACCUUUUAGUCUUUCCCCUGCAAAAGGGCACCCUUGCGUGCCUGGCGACUCUAAGCCACUGGAACGUUUCAUGGUCCAUUACAAACCCCUUUGGAAAUGACUGGUUGUGUUGCGUCAGUUUUUGUGUGUGGGAAGUGGUCCCAUAACGCUGCAGGCUCCAAAAUUUUCUUAUUUAUAGUAUUUCUACUUCAGUCCCGCAUUCAGGGAACGUUAAAUCAUUUGUUUCUGGAACCUCGCUGUUUCCCGGGUCUCGCUGUUACACCCGUAUAUUAUUGUGCAGUAGCCUUACUAGUUGUGUUAACUUCAGUGUAACAACAGUGACAAAUGGAAUGAACUUUCUCCCCAACCCCCCCCUUUUUUUUUUUAACUUCGUUUUUGUUUCCUCCGCUUCCACAUCUAAGAGCCAUGUUGUCUCUUGCUGGUUUCCCAGGGAUUUGCCCAGAGUGUGGAGGGCCGCUGGCCCUUUCUAUAGACUCUUCUGUUGUUGUUUGUAGUAAGUCCACUCUUAGUCUUCCCACUAAUAAAUAUUCAGUAACAAACCAACUGCGUUCUAGCUGCUGUCUGGGAGCAGCACUUCCCCUUGUGUUUCUUUGUAUCGAUUCCUUUUAAUUUGUCGGGCUCUCUUUGCCAGAUGAAAGUAUGUAAACUUUUACCAUGUCAAGAAAUUAAAAUGAGGUACUUUGAAUUCUUUUAA